UACGGUUCUGUGGAAUUCAAAGACAUAUUAGUUUAUUCUGAUUGUCGAAUAGUCAAGUCCUAUGGACGUUAGCUGCGUGUGAAAGGAUCUUUUACCACGCUUUGAUUGAUGUUGUAUCGAGGCUAUUGUUACCACUGGCCGGACUGCUCCACUUACCUAAUCGGUUCUCAUGAUUUUGGACUCUUCCAUCCGCGACUGGCAUUCCUUGGCGAUUGGAUCCCACAACGAAGUAGGCUUCAAUGCCACUUUCAGCGAAGUUAGCGCUGGCGCGAUGCUCACGAGCACUAUCGCAGGUGUCUCUAUUUUUGGUAUUGCAACUACAAGGCCAAACUACCGAAUUCGCUUUGUAUUUUCCAUCAUAGAUGCCACGUGUGCCGUUUUGUCUAGACUAAUAUGUAUAACAGCUCGUAUAUUUGAUUAGUGCCUUCUAAUAGUUCGAAACUUGGAAUUUAUGACCAAGGACAUUCUAUUAGCUUAUUAUUCCUGCCUCUUUCAUGCAGAAUGUUCAAUAUUAGUCCCUCCAUUGGCACUUUUAGAAGUGCUUAUAGCCAACACCAGAUAAAUCUUCUUUAUCUUAGACUUCCUUGUUUUUUAUUUCUGAUCAUUUUUUAAAAUGUAAAUUAUGCGAGAUGGGCAUAUUUCUACUUACCUAAGUGAUAGAAUAUGCCGCAAAUUAUUAGUCCUCAAAUCUAUAAUUCGAUAGAAUAAUGAUUGGCAGCGAUUGAUUUCGUCAAUACUUUUUAUUAUAAGAAUGAUUUUCGACCUUUUUUUUUUAUGUUUUACAAAGUGAUAGAAUAGAAAUAGGCAAAGGCUAUUUCAAUAAAAGUACCUUAUUGCCUA
Molecule: messenger RNA, 840 nt
Organism: Phytomonas sp. EM1
Lineage: Eukaryota; Euglenozoa; Kinetoplastea; Trypanosomatida; Trypanosomatidae
Source: the annotation of a GenBank genome assembly